This is a messenger RNA of Penaeus monodon (black tiger shrimp), 4997 nucleotides long. Its product is annotated as cytosolic carboxypeptidase 1-like. Gene Ontology annotation, molecular function: zinc ion binding; metallocarboxypeptidase activity. Gene Ontology annotation, biological process: C-terminal protein deglutamylation; proteolysis; protein side chain deglutamylation. NCBI's taxonomy places the organism in Eukaryota, Metazoa, Arthropoda, Malacostraca, Decapoda, Penaeidae. The transcript has 21 exons. The coding region runs from base 1718 to 4780 and encodes 1020 amino acids. The record is from RefSeq and is a predicted model, not a curated record.
AUGAGACUGCGGAAACUCUCGCCGUCGCCGCCGCCGCCGCCGCCUCCUCCAGCGUCGCUUCGUGUGUGGGUGUCGCCGUGAAGUGUCGUGGAGGGCGGGGGACGCUGCUCCUCCCGGGGACUUCUUGCUGUUCCUCCUCCUCUUCCUUUUCUUCUUCCUCCUCCUCCUUCUUCUUCGUCUUCUUCUCUUUCUCGUCCUCCUCCUCUUCUUCGUCGUCGUCCUCGCCGUCCUCCUCCUCCUCCUCCUCCUCCAGUCUGGCUCGCCCCCCUCGGUGCUGUGGGCGUCCAGUGUGUCCACGAGGGGCGCCGUCUUCUCACGCCUCGCUGUGUGUGUGUCUCUCUCUCCCUUCCGACGGCCGUUCUUCGAGGAACAUUCUGUUUUGAAACUUUCCCUUUCUUGUCUGUCUCUUUUGAAGGAGGGUUGAGUCACGAGUUUAUAGAAAAAGAGAAAUAUUUGGAAAAUAGCUAUUGAAGAGAUAGAUACAUAAAGAAAAUAGUAGAAAAGACCUUUGUGUGCUGUAUAUCUAUCUAUGAGCCUGUUCUAUCUAUCUGUCAGUUUGUCUAUCGGCACGUUCCAGACGAUACAGGGAUCGAACGUGGUCCAUUGGGUACAAGAAGGUGCUGAGACUUUCAUCCGAUGCGAGCUCCUGUGACAUGUCUGUCCUGAGUGAAGUGUGCUAAUGUGAAAGAGGAAGGAAGAAAGGUAAAAGAUAGAGUGAGGAAAAAAAGAGAGAAAAAAGAAAAGCGAAAAGAGAGAGAGAGGCAAAUAAAGGAGGAAGUGAAAAGAGAGGGGAAAAAGGGAAGAAACGAGAAGAGAGGAGAAGAAAAAGAGAGAAGAAAGCGAUAGGGGAGGAGAAAGAGAAGAGAAAACGAGACGAAAUUGAGGAGAAAAUUCGAAGGCGGCGAUCGGACCUCGAUUACAGGACGUGAGAGUAAGAAAAAGGAGAUUGAGGAAAGCGAGAGGAACUUCUUUUCGCCAAAGAGGACUCUUAAAUAUCUCUAAAAGGAAAAUCUGUACGUGAUAAUAAAUCCACAGAACAGUGCUUCAUACGUCGGCGUUACUGAGAGAUAUAGAGUACAUUAUAAUAUAUAGUCUUCCUUUGAAUUAUCUGUGAGUUGAUUAUCCGUCCCCCCUCCCUCCUCUAACCCCCAUUGGUCCAUUCCUGGUGUACUUGUGGUGAUGAGACUUUUGUUUUAAGUGUUCCAGAGGGACCUUCUAUUUAUAGAUAGAUAUAUAUUGAAUAUACGUAAUGCCCUCGCUACCCUUGAUGCUAUAGAAAGGUGCCCCGUGAAUCCGUCCCUUGAUAUCAUUGUCGUUUUGUUGUCCAGUCGUUUGGAGAAAUUUGAGCAAAGAGACGAACAGAAGAAAAAGAAAUAAAGAGAAAAGAAAAAAAUAUCGUUUCGGACGUCCUCGCAGCACAACGGAAGUAGAGAAGGAGAGAAGAAGAAAGGGAAAGAAAAAAUAAUAAAAGUGAAGCUCUUUGAUUCCACUUCGACAGCUACGUCGAUCAUCUUCCGCGUCCAUCUCCCUCCACUCUCGACUCCCAGGACCUUAAGCUCCACCUUCGCAUCCACCUACCUCCUGCCGAGGCCUGCUCCGCCUGUAGCGCCUCAUUUCACCUCCUACUCCUCCUCCACCUCCACCUCCUAUUCCUACUCCACCUCCACCUCCUACUCCACCUUCUAUUCCACCACCUCCCCCUUCAAGCACAGCCAAGAUGACCACGGUGGAGUCCUCCCUUUCGGUGAGCCUCGACCGCCUGGCGCAGGCUGCCGCUCGACCCGCAGAGAACGUGGAGGCGCUGAAGACCAUCGUGGCGAGGGUGCACUCGAGGCUCAAGGUGCAAGAUGUGCACACCCGGAUGGACACGCUCAGUUGCCUAGUGUCGUCGGAAAAGAUGGCGCUGGAUUAUCUCGUGAGGGUGAUCGAGCACUGUCGGGAUCCUCCUCUUGUGGGAUCCGUGUGCGCGCUGCUCCACGACGCCCUGUCGCCCAGCAAUAAAGGCGACCUCCGCAACACGGUGAUCCAGACAUGCCUGUCCCUAAACGCGGCGGAGGUGAUCCUGCGGACGCUGAAGGCCCUGGCGGCGGAGGGCCUCGCCGCCGUCGACCCCUGCAUCCACCCUGCCUACCAGGUGCUCGCCAAACUCGCGUCCAAAGACCCAAAAUUGGCAGUAAAGGCGAGACUGGUAGGGGGAGUGAAGCUGACGCACCAACUGCUCCAAGCUCACAUGAAGAAUUGCGUUCCUCUUCUGCCGUUGUUGAUGGUCACCAAGUACCUCGCGAAGAAUUCAACAAACCAAGUGAUGCUGGGGAAGGACGGGUGCGUGACGACCCUCGUGGCCAUCCUAAGCUCGGUGCCGAAGACCCACUGGGCGAAGGUCAAGUUCAUCAUGGAAACUCUGGCUCUCCUGACCAAAGCUAAGAGCAAUGUGAUUCGGUUGGUAAGAGAAACGGGACUGCAGCGUGUUCUCUCCAUCUUGGACGCGUGGGAGAAGAUUGAGCGGCGACACCAGGUCAAGGUCAUUAAGGGAAUACUUGGCACUUUGUCACACAUGUGUGAUUCCAAACAUGGUCGAAAAGCUGUGGUGGCACUUAAUGGUGUUGAAAUCACACAGCGUUUCAUACAGUCCUGUCCAGCAGACAAGAAGUUUGACAAUAACCUCGCAAAUGCCACCAACGUUUUCCUGAAGUGUAUCAGCAAAGGAGAACUACCAGUGUCUUCCAGCUGGGGGGCAUUCACCUUCCAAGUGCCAAAUAGGGAGGGAUCCGAAACAAGCUCAGACAGGUCCCGCGAAGCAACUCCAGGCGUAGAUAUGGAUUCUUCAGAUGAAGAGGCAGAAGAGGAAAUCGAGGAUGAAGAGGAGGACUUUGAACUUUCUCAGGACUUCAAAGGAAUAGAUUUAGCCUCUGAUUAUUGCCCACAGAAGCCGAGAAUGGAGGAACUGGUGAAAUUAGCACACCUGUUCCCUGAGCUUUUCAAUUUCCGCAUUGCCAGCGGUACAAGGUUUAAGGAAGUUGUAGUUCCAAUCAGAAGAGGUGCCCUUAAUGAUGUGAUCCCAGAGAGCCACAAUGAGCGUUACAUAAGAGCCUCUGACUGCACGCGGAGUAUUAUUAACUUCGUCAAAGUGGCUUAUCCUGACAUGGUUGGUGCUCGUGGCCCCAAUCACUUAGAGGAACUCUAUGAGAAGGACAGAAGAGUGUGCAGGAAUAAGGCCAUUGCAACUGUGGAGAGAGUGCUCCAUCCAGAGGUCUACAUGGAACGUGUUGUGUACGACUUAGACUACCUCCUGGAGUCAGAACAUUCGAGACGUCUCAUUACCCCGAGCAGUAAUAACAGCAGAUCUCUGGGUAAUUGGGAUGAGAAACGCGUUGGCAAACGUGACGUCUCGGUCCAGCACUUGAAUUUUGAAUCAAGAUUUGAGAGCGGCAAUUUACGCAGAGUAAUUCAGGCAUCAAAUACUGAAUAUGAUUUGAUUCUAAAUGCUGAUGUUAACUCCUCGCAUCACCACCAGUGGUUCUAUUUCGAAGUCAGCAAUAUGGAGGCACACACACCAUAUGUCUUCAAUAUUAUAAACAAUGAAAAGCCAAAUAGUGAAUUCAAUUAUGGAAUGAAGCCGGUCAUGUUUAGCGUGCGUGAAGCCAUAAAAGGCAGGGGUGCUUGGGUCCGCACAGGGACAGACAUCUGCUACCACAAAAACCACUACUCGCGGAUACCGAAAAGCCACGAUAAUGUGCGCUUCAAGAAGUCGGUCAACAAGUGCUAUUAUACAGCUACCUUCACCGUCACUUUUCCUCAUGCUUAUGACGUGUGCUAUUUAGCUUAUCAUUAUCCGUACACAUAUACACAGUUGCAGGCCUACUUAAAUAAACAAGAUUCCAUAGAAAGAGCAAGUGAUAUCUUCUACAGUAACCAGUCCUUAUGUCACACACUUAAUGGGAAUCCAGUCCCCCUCUUGACUAUUACUACCAAAGAAAAUGUUAAGGAAAAGGAAGUGGUAUUCCUGACAGCGCGCGUGCAUCCUGGAGAGAGCAAUGCCUCCUGGGUCAUGGAGGGCAUACUGGACUACCUGCUGACGGACACAGCUGCAUCGCGUCUCCUGUUGCAGAACUUCAUUUUCAAGAUUGUGCCCAUGCUCAACCCAGAGGGCGUCAUCCAUGGAAAUCAGAGAUGUGGGCUGACGGACGAGGACCUGAACCGGCGCUGGCGAUCUCCGAAUCCCAGUCUCCACCCCAGCAUCUACAACGCGAAGUCCCUGCUGGAGUACCUGACGAGCAUCUCGAAGCAGAAGGUGCGAGUGUUCUGCGACCUGCACGGCCACUCGAGGCAGAAGAACGUGUUCAUGUACGGGUGUUCGCGCUUGCAGUCCUGGUGGCUGGGCGAUAAGGAGUUUUUGGAUCACCCUGACUUCAUGCUGCUGCCGAGAUUAGCACAGAGCUGCAUGGCCACCUUCUCCCUGCGCGACUGCCACUUCCAGAUUGAGCGUGCGAGGGAGUCCACAGCCCGGGUUGCGGUGUGGAGACAGUUCGAGAUACCCAUGUCUUAUACCAUGGAGGCGUCGACGUGUGGCUGUGAUCAGGGGCCCUAUAAGAACUAUCACCUUAGUCCAAAGCAGCUGCAGGAGUCGGGAGAGGGUUUCUGUGUCUCCUUGUCCUACCUGAUCUCCACGCCUGAAGUCCUGAACUCUCGACUCAGGCUCAAUUCAGACAGUGAUGAUGAUCAUGAUGAUGAUGAUGAUCACGGUGGAGCUGGCAGUGAUAGUGAUAGUGGUGGUGAGUAGGUGUCAGGGCAAGCAUUGGUCUGAGUUCGCCAGGAGAAGUGGUCUCAUUCUCCGCUUUCUCCAGGUAAACACGCCAGGGAGGGGGACACUUGAGUUGUGGAAGGAGGUGUGCAUAGAGCUGUGUGAUCCAUACCUUUUUAUAGAACUGAUCGCAGAGAUUUGCGAGUAAAAUUGACAGAUUUGAAUUUUCUGGAGUAUCUUUUUUUUUUUAUUUAUU